AUGAGACUCACUAGUGGUUUGAAAAAUUACACAGAGGAAGAACCAGCAGAAGAACAUAAACAGACCAUUAGCCCGUACCAAAAGAUGUCCAGUAGUUUCAAUCAAGCAUUGGAUAAGUCGCUUCAAUUGCUUUAUGAUUAUUCCCCAAAUUUCGAAACUUCAAUUGAAUUAAUUCAACAAUUAGCUCAACAAUUAAAAUUAGAAACAUUUAUUGAUACAUUUUCAAUUACUGAAACAACAACUAAAAAACUUUCAAUUGCUGCUUCUUCAAUCUUAUUAGACAUUGACUUUGAAGAUGAUACCAAGAUAGUUAAUGUCUCAUUAUCCGUUGGUAACAGUCAUGUUAAUAACAAUAGUAGUAUUGGUAAUAAUGGAGAAUCAGGUAAACCUGGCGAUUUACAUAAAUUACCAUAUAUUGAAUCUACUCAUAGAGAUAAUCAUGGGAUUAUACAUAUAGUUAAAAUCAACCCCAAUAAGAAUCCAAUUUCUUUUUUAAAGGGACAAGAAUCGCAUGGACAGAAAUCAAUUGUUGAACAAAUCUUAUUAAAGAAUCUUCAAGGAUAUAAAUUAGAUAAAUUCCCCGGGAAUUUACAAUAUUUGGCCAUAUUUGAUAAAUAUUCCAACAGCAGUCAGGAUUUAUUCCAAUAUAUUGAACGUGUGGCUUUGUUGUUUUAUGCUAUAAAUGAUAUUGAAAGGGAAAAGAAUGGACCUGAUAAUUGGUUAAGAUAUUUUUGCAAUCGGAUUGGAGAAUUGAAAAUCAAUGAUAUUGAUCUGGCUAGAAUUGGAAUCUUUCUUGACUUCUGGCAAGAUUUUAGAUAUAUAAAUCAUCAAUAUUCAAUCGAAAAUAAUAAUACAACUACAUUAUUAGUUGGGAAUAGAUAUAAUUUCCAAAUUAAUAUUGUUCCAACUGCAAGUCAACAUGAAUAUUUAUAUGAGAAUAGAACCAAAGAAUGGGAAAUCUACAACAAUGGAAGCUUUGAUAGAUAUAAGUUUGAAUUCGAGGAUGGAUUAAUUGCAACUAGUGGAAAUUCUACCAGUGAUGGAGGACUCAAUGACAAUACGAACCCCUCCCCUUGGAGCUUUAACAUAACCCUUAACAACCGAAUCUAUGUCCCCAUCUAUGUCCUAGAAUACCUUGGGAUUAACUCUUACCAAACAAAACCAAAAGAUGAACAAGACACGAUAAUAGACUCUCUCUUUGAAACUAUCAAUAAUGGAGACGAAAUAAAUCAUGAUAUACAAAUAGCAAACACUCAGGUCGUAUUUUCAAUCAUCCAUGAUUUGAGUUCAUACAACUUCAUUCCACUUUCAGCAAUAACAAUCUCACAUCUAGUAGAUAUCGCCCACAUUAUUCCAAUAUUGCGAAACUAUAUCGUGCUUUCAAACCUUUACAGAACCUUAUUCAAGCAUGAUCUGACGAUAUCAAGUAUACCUCAACGUCGAAAUAGUCGGUUGAGUCAUAGCAGCGGUAGUGCAGGUGCUUUUAGAAGAAGAAGAAGAAGUUCACGUCUUUCCGGCCCACUACUCAAGAAUACCGCUGAAACGGAAUUAACUGAAGAAGCAAAGAAGAAAUUGAAAGAAAGUUUGAAAUUGCCUGAUGAUGUUACUGAUGAGGAAUUGUUGGGGUUGAAUUGUAUAAGUGAAACGGCGGCCUAUUCUACCAUUCAACCGAUCAAUAGAGAGGGAAAUUAUGAUUUGGAUUCAUUUAUGAAGGGUGGUAUGACAGGAAGUAGUGGGGAUGAUGAAGAAAAAGAUAAUUUGAAUGAUUUUAGGGAGAAUUAUAUUCGAUUAAGUGUUGAUGAUAUUGAUGUGACUUCGAAUGAUGGGGAUAUUCAUUUGACAUUUGAAGCAAUCCUGAAUUCAAUGGAGAUGUUUGUGAGAUUUAAAAUCGCCAAUGGAGAAAUCAAAAUCCUUGAAGAAAAAGAUGAUAAUAUGGAAGUUGAUAAUGAUAAGAGUAGGAGGUUUAUUAAGGCUCUUGAUUUAACGGAAGAUUUUGUUGUUGCAUUAAAGGCGAUAUUUUAA
Hemisphaericaspora subhashii is the source of this 2022-nucleotide messenger RNA. RefSeq names its product Med1p (gene MED1). Gene Ontology annotation, molecular function: transcription coregulator activity. Bases 1 to 2022 code for a protein of 673 amino acids. Gene Ontology annotation, cellular component: mediator complex. Lineage: Eukaryota; Fungi; Ascomycota; Pichiomycetes; Serinales; Debaryomycetaceae. Gene Ontology annotation, biological process: regulation of transcription by RNA polymerase II. The transcript has a single exon. The record is from RefSeq and is a predicted model, not a curated record.